Molecule: messenger RNA, 747 nt
Organism: Closterium sp. Naga37s-1
Lineage: Eukaryota; Viridiplantae; Streptophyta; Zygnematophyceae; Desmidiales; Closteriaceae
Source: the annotation of a GenBank genome assembly
AUGCUGAGAAAUGCAUGUCCCCUUUGCGCUGGUUCUCUUUCUUUCGCCAUUGCUGUGGCAGCUCGACGCGUCGUCCAGAAAUGUCUCGUCCCUGGCGACUCGCACGAAGCGGCGCCACGUGGCCGCAUCCGCUUCUUUCCGCUCCACCAAUUCGCCACAGCCUUCGCGAAAUUCGCAGGACGACCAGCAGCAGCAGCAAGCGGACCCCCCUUCCCUCCCGCUCAACCCCUUCCCCAAACGCCCGUCCACUGUGUGUGUUUGGGGGGCCGGGCGGCAGUGCCGGCGCUGAGGGGCAAGGACUACGGCAAGAGCCGCAUGAAGUAUGCCGACUACACUGAGACCGACUCCGGCCUGCAGUUCAAGGUGGGGCGCGGUGCUGCAAGAUGGGGCCUGGUGGACUGGGCGGGGUUCACCAUAGGGUACUAUGGGCGCAUCUUUGAGGCGCGCAACAAGGCCAAGGGCGGCUCCUUCGAGGGCAACGAGAAGGACUUCUUCCGCUACCACGUCGCCCAAGGGGAGGUCAUCCCGGCGUUUGAGGAGGCCGUGGCAUCCAUGAAGCUGGGGGGUGUCAGGAGGAUUGUUGUGCCCCCGGAGAUAGGCUACCCAGACUACAGCUUCAACAAGCAAGGACCCAAACCCACUACUUUCUCCGGCCAGCGCGCGUUGGACUUUGUGCUCAAGAACCAGGGGCUGAUCGACAAGACGCUUCUCUUUGACAUUGAGCUGCUCAAGAUCAUCCCCAGCUAG